AUUUAAAAUUAUUGCACACCAUACCGAGAUAUUGAGACAAAUAUAUAUUUUUCGUAUAGUUAUUAGUAAUUCUCAUACAAUAUAUUUUGAUUUAAAUAAUUAACUCGAGGUCGUAAAAAAUGUUAUACAUUUUUAUUAUUACUCUAAAAGUUAUUGUUUUAGCAUCAUUUUUCUAUUCGUAUGAAACUUACGUAACUGCAUCAAAUAUUCGCGUCAAAAGGUCGGUAGCUGUACUUGACAAAGAUCAGUUAUGGGAUGAUGGUAUUAUCCCAUAUGAAGUAGAUAAUACAUUGAGUGGUUCACACCGUAAACUAUUAAAGCUAGCUAUGGAGGAAUGGGAACAAUCAACUUGUAUUCAAUUUGUCGAUAGAAAUAAUGAAACCGUUCCAAACUACUUAUUAGUCAGUAGAUCGGCAUUGGGUUGUGAUUCCUAUGUCGGUAAAACUCUUAAUGGCCAAAAUGAUUUAAAUUUGGGUAGUGGUUGUAUGUCGUACAGAAUUUUAUUACAUGAAUUAGGACAUAUAAUUGGUUUCUAUCAUGAACAUAAUCGUCCAGACCGUGAUGAACAUGUAAUCAUUAAUAUGAACAAUGUCAAACCAGGAAAUAGCUAUAACUUCGAUAAAUUUUCAUUUAGAGAAAUAAAUACACUUAAUCAAAAAUAUGACUAUCAUUCAAUAAUGCAUUACCGACGAAAUGAAUUUUCAAUUGAUAAGUUAAAAGAUACAAUAACUCCUAUUGCAUCAGCUUAUAAUGAAAUUGAUAUAAUUGGUAAAAAAGGGGAAUUAAGUGAAACUGAUAUUACUGCUGCAAAUCUACUUUAUGAAUGUCCUAAAUGUGGAGGAACUUUACGAUAUUUUAACGGAACUUUUGGAUCAUUAAAUAAUUCACUUAAUGGUGAAUAUUGUCAAUGGAGAAUUACGGCAGCCCAUGGAGAAAAAAUUGCUGUUGUCAUUACAUCAAUAAAUAUUGCAAAAAAAAAGAUUUGUUCAUCAGAUUACUUAGCAAUCAUCGAUGGAUAUUCGUUGAGACACCCUGUUCUAGCACGUUUGUGCGGAAAAGGAAAAGCUUUGCAGCCAUUAAUUUCUACUGCUAAUCAUAUGUUAGUAGAAUACAGAAAAAAAACUUUAAAUAAAAAGUACAUUGGUUUUACAGCUUAUUAUUACAAAAUUUGUGGUGAUGACAUAAACAUUAACGACGAGAACAAAUAUUAUUAUUUAGAAUCACCAAAUUAUCCUCAUAAGUACGAAGCCAAUAAAAAAUGCAUUUGGCAUAUAAAUGCACCUCGAAAUCGAAAAAUUUCAGUCGAAUUCGACUACUUCAAACUUGAGAAUUCUGUUGAUUGUAAAAAUGAUUUUUUAGAGAUACGAGACGGAAAUGGUGAUAAUUAUUCUUCCCGGCUCAUUGGAAUUUAUUGUCAUAAAAAUAGUCCAAGAAAAGUACUUUCAACUGAAAAUAAAUUAUUUAUUAAAUUUGUUAGCAAUGAUAAAAUAGAAAAUUAUGGAUUUUCGGCCAUUAUUACUGUGAAAAACUAAUAAAAAUAUAUUAUAUAUAUCAUAUAUAAUAUAGGGCAGAUUAAACUGAUUAGAAGUUUCAAAAAAAAAAUAUCUGUAGUGGCUUUAAUAUUAUAUUUUUGAUAACAAUUAAAAUUUUCAGUAAUUUAA
This is a messenger RNA of Microplitis demolitor, 1661 nucleotides long. Its product is annotated as dorsal-ventral patterning protein tolloid. Gene Ontology annotation, biological process: proteolysis. Lineage: Eukaryota; Metazoa; Arthropoda; Insecta; Hymenoptera; Braconidae. Bases 120 to 1532 code for a protein of 470 amino acids. The transcript has 5 exons. Gene Ontology annotation, molecular function: zinc ion binding; metalloendopeptidase activity. The record is from RefSeq and is a predicted model, not a curated record.